Microbotryum saponariae is the source of this 986-nucleotide messenger RNA. The record is from the annotation of a GenBank genome assembly. Lineage: Eukaryota; Fungi; Basidiomycota; Microbotryomycetes; Microbotryales; Microbotryaceae.
AUGUACGGAGCAGAAAGGUGAGUGUGCUCGGAAGUCAGAGGUCUCGGCUCACAUGCCGCGUACUGCAAGCUGACCGCCGAUCAUCUCACCACGUCAUCCGACAGACAAGGUCUCUCGCACCGAGAGAACCGAGCCGCGUUGCUCGCGUCGUCGAACCCGUCCUCGCGGUCGCACUCGCCACUGCCGACACACUACCCCAAGCAUCUCCAAGGGCCAUACGCGAAUGCGAGUCGCACAGCCGAUGACCUCGAGUCGCAGAACGAGGACAACCUCCAGGGAUUGAGCGCAAAGGUCAAAUUGCUCAAGGACGUACGUUCCCCCUCUCCACACCCGAAUCCUCAUGGGGUUGCCUGUAGCACCCUGACUCACCCUCAUGCGACCCUUCCGACCGCAGAUCACGAUCAACAUUGGAAACGAAGUGAGGGACUCGACAAAACUACUUUCCAACAUGGUAAGUCGAGGCAAUGUACCCCCCCCCCCCCCCCCCUUGGCUAGGCCAAAGUUCUCACCGCGCUGACGUGCUAACACCCCUGGGGUAUUCCUUCUCACCACCCCAGAACGAUCAAUACGCAGAAACAGGUGGUUUCCUGAGUGGAACCAUGAGCAAAAUGGGCAGGAUGGCAAAACGACAGGGCGGUCAAUGGUGUCUCUGUGCGUGAUGAUGAAAUGACUUCAAUUCCUCGGUGAUCUCAAUCCGUCACUGACUUUUUCGUUUUUGCAACAGGGAUGAUGUUCCUCUUGUUGAUCGGAACCAUCUUCUUCUGGACAUGGUUAUUGCGAAGGUGAAAAUGUGUGUCCAGUACAGCUGUUCCGAUGCGGUCACAUGCUGAACAUCCCUCCUCCCCCUGCAAAUCCGGUCAGAUGAACCCGCCGCCCCUCAGAACGUCGAAUGUCACCGCACGUUUGCCUCGCAUCGUAAUCUCUUUCGUUUGGUUCGUUUCUUUCGUUCUUUCACUUGGGUUUGCUUUUAUAGCCUUGUGUAUUAA